AUGGGGUUGGAGUUCAGUCGCCCCAGGCAGGACUUGCUCGCUUGCAGGGACACAGGAGUAACUUCUGCCCAGGACACUGGUCUGCCGCAGUUCACUCUCCCCAUGGAAGAAAUUGAAGCCAGAGAAGCCUGUGACUGGCUGAGGGCUGCCGGGUUUCCCCAGUAUGCUCAGCUCUUUGAAGGUAUGAUCACAGACACUUCUCAAGCAGCUGACACUGAACUCGAGAGUGGUCAGUCAAAGGCCAAACCCACAAUAAGUGAACCUGUUCUUCUAGAAGGGCUUAGUGAAGAAAAGAUGAAGAUGCUGAACUGUGUGAAUAUUUCUGACCUCUCUGGCAUCCAAACAAAGGACAGUUCUUCCUUUUCUCCCCAGAGUCACAGCAGCAGCAGUCAGUCUGGAAAAAGCAGCACAGUGAGCACUCCAAGUCCUGGUAUAAAACCAGGCAGCCCCUGUGAGGGAAGGGGGAUGUGUGCAGAGCACACAGACUCCAGCAAGCUCUUGCUGUGGAAUGACCUAUCUCAGCAAAACCUGAAAAAUGACAUGACAUUACAAAAAUCUCAGAUGUUUCAAAUACCACAAGGCCAUAAACCUGGCACCUUCCCCACAGCACUUACAGACAGCUCCCUCUCUCCAGCAGACAACUCUUCUGUCAACUGGAGAACUGGGAGUUUUCACGGGUGCAGGAGAAGCCGGAGCAGAAGCGGUUCCAAGGAGCCCAAAGCCCCCAGGAGUCCCCUUUCAGGCUCCUGUAACAGGCUAAGUGUGUAUGACAACAUGCCCAAUAUGGACCUUGACAACCUGGAGGCGGCACAAGUCGGUGAUGAUGAUGUUUUUUCAGAACUGAACAAUGUUAUAGCAGAUGUCAACGGCCUCAAAAAGUUGGUUGAUCAGUGGACAGAGAAGUUCUCAGAUGAUGGGGAUUCUGACUUUGCCAGUGACUUGACCUCUUUGUGUCCAUCCUCCCCUAAAGAAAGCUCUCUUGAAACGGAGGGCUCAGAAGACAAGAGAGCAGGGGGCACUGAGGGAGAGAGCAGCUGUGGCCUGGGCAAGGAGAUUGGCUCUGCAGAUCUGACAUACAUCACAGACUCUAAAAAGGCCAACAGGCACAGGAAGCAACACUGGUCUGUGGAAGAGAGUGUGAACUUGGAAAGCCUUUCCAUGCAGAGUGAUGGCCAGUCUGCUGCCCAGCUGGCCCGGACACAAAAGCUGGCACUGUUGAAACUCACUGCUUUAAUGGACAGAUAUUCCCCUUCCAGCAGGCAGGGCUGGAACUGGACCAUACCAAAGUUCAUUAAAAAACCAAAAGCCUCUGACUACAAGGACAAAAACGUGUUUGGGGUUCCUUUACUCCUGAACGUGCAGCGAACAAGCCACCCACUGCCCAACGGGAUCCUGCAAGCCCUGGACUACCUGAGAAGCCACUUUCUUGACCAGGUUGGCCUGUUCCGAAAAUCUGGUGUUAAAUCCAGGAUCCUGUCUUUAAGAGAAAUGAAUGAAACCAACCCAAACAACGUCUGUUACGAGGGGCAGUCAGCAUUUGAUGUGGCAGACAUGGUGAAGCAGUAUUUCCGAGACCUCCCCGAGCCCAUAUUUACCAGCAGGCUCUGUGAAUCCUUCCUCCACAUCUACCAAUACGUGCCAAAGGAUCAGCAGCUCCAGGCUGUCCAGGCUGCCAUUCUCCUUCUCCCAGAGGAAAACCGAGAAGCUCUGAAAAUCCUCCUGUUCUUCCUGCGAGACGUGGUCGCUUUUGUCGAGGAAAACCAGAUGACCCCAACCAACAUUGCUGUCUGUCUGGCACCUUCUUUGUUUCACCUCAACACCCUGAGGCGGGACAGUUCCUCCUCCUCCACUAGAUCCAGUCAGAGGAAGUGCAGCCUAGGGAAGCCAGACCAGAGGGAGCUGAGUGAGAACCUGGCAGCAACGCAGGGCUUGGCCCACAUGAUCAUGGAGUGCAACAGGCUCUUCCAGGUAAAACUGCUCUCUGCCUGCCUGCAGCACCAAGAUGACACCAAAGGCCGGGUGACCUGCUCAUACCUGGCAAAUAAGGUAAAGAGGAUGGAAAGUCACCACAGUAAAGUUGCCUCUGGGAGUGAGGGAGGCUGCACGUGGCUGGAGGGUUUCCUGGAGGUACGCUUGGGUGUUUGGAGUUCAUGGGCUUUGGAUCCUGCACCGGGAAUUGCUCUGAGCUGUGCCCACAGCACUCGUCUGCCUCUGUACCUGUGA
This is a messenger RNA of Pipra filicauda (Wire-tailed manakin), 2223 nucleotides long. Its product is annotated as rho GTPase-activating protein 7-like. Gene Ontology annotation, molecular function: GTPase activator activity. The record is from RefSeq and is a predicted model, not a curated record. The coding region runs from base 1 to 2223 and encodes 740 amino acids. Lineage: Eukaryota; Metazoa; Chordata; Aves; Passeriformes; Pipridae. The transcript is spliced from 9 exons. Gene Ontology annotation, biological process: signal transduction; regulation of Rho protein signal transduction; actin cytoskeleton organization.